Messenger RNA from Linum trigynum, 1248 nucleotides. Lineage: Eukaryota; Viridiplantae; Streptophyta; Magnoliopsida; Malpighiales; Linaceae. The record is from the annotation of a GenBank genome assembly.
CUACGUGGCUCGCUGACGUGGCUUAUUUACUGAAAUGAAAAAAAAAACAAGUAAAAAUAAAAACAAUUCUCACCUCCGAGUCCUUCCCCUCCACUAAUCUCAUCUUCUUCUCCAAAUUUCCCCAACCCCCUCAAAAAGCCAGCAUAGCUCCGCCUCUGCAACCAGCAGAUCCACCAUGCCCACCACCACCGCUGCUCCGGCUGUCACCCCAACCUCUUCCCCGGUCACCGUCCCUCCUCCCAAGACCAUCCCAUCUCCUUCCACUUCAACCCACUCCACACUACACCCAAAGCAGCUUCGAGCCCUCCAGCCCCUCAGAAUUCCAACGGCCAAAGACCCCUGCGUCCAGCCUUCCCCAUUCCGCCACGUAGUCUCCCUCCACCUCUCCAAUUGCUCCAACGACGUUUCCCUCUCCUUCACCGCCCUCAAGUCCCUCUCCACCCUCCAGUCUCUCUCCUUCACCAACUGCCCCAUUAUCCCUAUCCGUUUCCCUUCAGAUCUCGCCCUCGCCCUCCGCUUUUUCACUUGUGCGCAUUCUCUCAAACACCUCACGGGCGUCUGGCUCUCCCACUUCGUCAACCUCACCGUAACCGAUGUCCCUGUCAGUACCAGCGGGCUCUACGUCGUCAUCGGGAAUAUGCACAAGCUUCGGUCGCUCACCAUCACGAAUGCGAAUCUCACGGGCUCGAUUCUGAAGCAAUUGGUCGAGAAUCUCGCCCUUGUGGAUCUUUCGGGCAAUAGGCUUAAAGGAAGGAUACCCAGUUCAAUUGCAAUCCUCGAGAAUCUAGAAACCCUCAAUCAAGUAGAAAGAUCUCCUUUCGGCCCAGGUGAUCCAUUGUUUCCCAAACCAACUGUUACGCCUCCUUCUCCUGGACAACAAUCGGCUCCUCCGGCUGCUUAUUCACCAGAUUCGGUGGCGAUUGGGUAGGAGGAAUGGCAGAGUAAUGCUGCUGCUGCGCGGCGGCCUGUGUGGAUGUUUGGGAUUGGGGGUUUCGGAGGAGAGGCCCAAUGCUGUAAAAAAGAUAGGGGUGGGUGGGGUUAAAAGAAUUUUUAUUUUGUAAUAAAAUAAUAAAUAAUUAAUAAAUAAUAUAUUUAAAAAUUUUAAUCAUUUUUUUCAAACGUGGCAUCCAUGUGUCGCCUACGUGGACACAAAGUGGAGCACCGUCAGGUCAACCGUCAUUUUUAACAGUCAACAUAAAUUCGCGUAACACAAAUGACACAAACCUCUAAUAGAUUGGAAUAUUUUUG